Gymnodraco acuticeps is the source of this 3458-nucleotide messenger RNA. It is a transcript of the gene bcas1, whose product is annotated as brain enriched myelin associated protein 1. Lineage: Eukaryota; Metazoa; Chordata; Actinopteri; Perciformes; Bathydraconidae. The record is from RefSeq and is a predicted model, not a curated record. The transcript has 5 exons. Bases 208 to 2646 code for a protein of 812 amino acids. Gene Ontology annotation, biological process: myelination.
GUCCCAUUGAUUACUUAAAAACGGUCACACCCAUUUCUUAAAGCACACCAACUAUGUAUAUAGGCUGUAAACAACAGGCAUGCACAGUUUGGUAGGAGCAGCAGAGUGACACACUCCCUGCAUAUUUUAUCUUAAGACGGAUAUCACUUGUUUGUCUUGCAGAAGUGUAACAAGAAUCGGAGUUUCAAAGCCUGAUUCUUGGAAAACAUGGGGAACGAAGCAUCCAAGAACAAAGAGCUUACCAAGCAUGGGAGCAUUUCUAGUAAGCAUAACAAUGGAUCAUUGAAUGGCAUCUCUACAAACAUCAAAUCUAAUGGAGUGGCGACUGUUGAAAUAACUGAGCCGCACUACGUGAUAGUCGAAACCGACUCUAAAUCUGCUGAAGCUCCGAUUAUUUCUGAACUCCUGGAAACCAUCAUCCAAAAGGAAGAAGUCCAGGAAAUAAAUGAAAAUCCACCAGAUGAAAGUCUUCCUGACCCCGAUCCACAGACCGAGUCGGACACAAGAGAAGAGGAAGCCUUCUCCGUGAUCAUCGAUGUGCACCAAGACGACUUUGAAUAUCCACUUUGGAAAGCUGAAAUAUCAACACAAACGGACAGAAAAAUUGAAGCACAUAUUUCAACGCAAACUGGUGAGGAUAAUGUUGAUACAACCACCUAUACUGAUGGUCCAGUGGAAGUCAUAAUGGAGACGCAGGCAUCGCAAGAAGAUCCGCCAAAUGAGUCGGCAUUUGUCAUUGCGGGGGUUGUUGAAGAUACUUUGAAUGAGGAGCACUUAGACAACCAGACAGCUGGGAUUAUCAAAGAAGAACUUGUCAAGGAGAACAUAGUGUGUGAGUGUAUAGUAUGCAGAGCAGAUACAACCACCAACACUUAUGGCCAAAUAGAGGACAUAGUCAUAAUAGAGACAGCAGCAACUGAAGAAGAUCCAUCAUAUGAUCCUUCAUUAAUCAUUGCUGAGGAGGUUGUUGAAGAGACUUUUAAUGUAGAGCCAUCAGACAACCAAGAAUCUGGAUUCAUUAAAGAAGAACUUGUCAUGGAGAACAUUGUGUGUGAGAACAUAGUGUUCAGAGAAGAAUGGAUGGAAGUUAUCGACAUCAUAAACUUCAAUGAAUCUAAAGUCCCUUCUGUGACAGUACUGCUGGUAAAUAUGGAAUCUGCCCAUGAAGGGGUAACCGCAGAUACUGUAGCUGAGGAUGUACCUGAAAUAUGUAAACAAGAAGUUCUAGCUGUUGCAGUUGAGAAUGUACCAACAAGAUGUGAAAACGUGGAACCUGUCCAUGAAGAGGUCACCGCAGAUUAUGCUCCUGCAGUUGAAGAUGUACCAGAAAUAUGUGAACAAGAAGUACAUGCUGUAUUGGAACUUUCUGUCCCUCCUGUGACAGUUAUUAUAGUAAAUGUGGAAUCUCACCAUGAAGAAAUCAGCGCAAAUGGUGUCAUUGCAGUUGAGAAUGUACAAGAAAUAUGUGGACAAGUAGUACUUGAUGAUGAGUGGGAUAGAUGUCCUGAGGAAGAAGUUAUCAUUGUAGAAGCUCCGUCCAUUGAGCGUAUCACCUUUGAAGAACUUCCUGACGAAAAGUUGUGCUCUCAUGAUGAUGAAGACAUGCUUGGAUAUAUUCUUGAAGUUAUUGCUAGAGAUAUGAAUGCAGAGGUUGGUGAAGAUGUGAGCACUGAUCUGGGACCAGAGCAAGUUGAAGAAACAGAGCCAAGUCAUGUCCAAGAUGAUGAUAUGAUAAUGGCGGCAGCGAUUGAAACCCUUUCACUCGAAUUUGAAUGUUUUUCCAUCACCUCUCAGGAAUCUCUUGAUGAUUCUGCGGAUCAUGUCGAAGAAGAGAUGAUCACUGCAACUAGUUAUUUGCACUUAUCUGGAGAACAAGUAGCAGGCCUAGUGACUCCAGAGGAGCCAGUUACUGAGAUGACAAACAAAGAAGCAAUAGAGGCUUUAUCAAAUGAAAUGGAAGCAGUGCCAGAAAGUGUUGAAGAACAUACGACAGGAGGCCAAGUCACCGGGGAAGACAGUUCUGAGGAAACUAUGGAACAAAGUGAUGAUGUUUUGGCUCAAGCUGUAACACCCGAACAAAUCCCAGUAGAACAGGUAGAGGAAACCCCAAGCCCACUUGACGAGGAUGCAACCCAAGAGUUGUUGAGGAACACACCAGAAGCAGUUUUUGAAGAUAUUUCGGGGCUGCUUGAAGUUCCUGAAAACAUAGUUGAGGAACCUGCUGACGUGCCACCAAUGGAUGCCACAGAAGAGUCUGAGCCUUGCGUUUCAGACCAAGAGGAACUCGUAGAGGAGAACAUCGUCUUAGCCGAAAUGCUAAUAGAUUCAACUCAUGUUGUUUCUGAGAUGUCUUUGGAGGGGAAUGCAAGCCUUCCUGAGCAACAACGAAAGGGCAACGUGUUGGUAGUCCUACUCGAGACAAUCGAAGAUGAAGUUACAGAAGAGAUCAUGCAAGAAACAGAUCAUUCUGGUCCUAGUUUAUCUGCUGAAGAGGAGAACUAUGCUUUUCUUGAGACCAUUGUAGAGGAAAUCCUCACAGAAGACGAUGAUGAAGCUGAAUGUGACCUUGUGACUUCAGAGGAGGACUCUGAAGAGAAUGCUGAGAAUGAACCAAGUGGGACCUCCACAGAUUCAUCACUGGACUGAAGUGUCACAACCACAGACUUGGAAGCGUUAUUUGUCAGGUUGCAGUCAGCUUGUGUGGAAGUUGUUGAAGAAUCAGCAUGCUUGGUCGUUUCACGCUAUCUUUAGUGGGAUACGAAAUUACUGUUCAUAUUAAUGUGGCUCUUCUCCAAAGGAAGAAGAGCAGUAAAAUGUUGAAUGAAUAAAAAAUAUUGAUCUACCUCAUGUGUUUAACGUUUUGCACCAGGAGUUAUACAUAGAGGUAGCUGUUGUUGUAUCGGCUAGUAGCAAACUACGUACAUUUCAGAGUAAGUUGCCAUACUAAAAUACUUUGAUUUCUUAUUUAACAGUCGAUUUGGCUAGUUAUCUACUUAUCUAUUCAGUCAAAGUUAUCAUGAGUUUGUAUCCGUUUAUAAGUAUGUUGGGCAGCUUGUUUUUUUCAAAGAGGCUAGUUGUCCUUUUAGUUGAACAAAACAAAUAGAAAGCUCUAAAUUCAAAGUAAUGUCUCUUUACUUAAAGAACCUUUAACUUAGUUUUUCCCCAAUCGUAAUGAACAAAAACGUUACUAUGAACGUGUUUACUCAAGUUUAAAACACAGGACAGUGACCUCCAAUAUUUGGAAAGAGAAACUUGUGUGCAAUGACCAGUGAUUCUGAUUGGCCCUCCCUGGCAGUCCCUUUGCUGCACAACUGAAGAUAUGUAAUAGUAAUUGCAAUUUGAUUGUAAGUUGUAUGUUGUGUUUUAUAAUAAUGAAAAGCAGUGUUUUUUAUAUAUCAUCAACACAAGAUGAAAUUGUGAAGUUUUGAAAUGUUUUCCAAUAAAAUGAAAAAUGUAAA